Molecule: messenger RNA, 2548 nt
Organism: Phytomonas sp. Hart1
Lineage: Eukaryota; Euglenozoa; Kinetoplastea; Trypanosomatida; Trypanosomatidae
Source: the annotation of a GenBank genome assembly
GAGCUUCCGAUGCGAUUGGGCAACCACACUGUAUAAUUGUCCACGCUUUUUGCGGUGAUCGCGGCCCUCCUUAUUUAGCACUGGAGCCGCGUGUCGAAGGGUGAUUGUAUGGGGCUGUUCACGGUGGAGCGGACUGGCUCGCUCAAGAUAGUGUGGCCCCUCAGACGCGGUUUUCGUGGAGGAGCAGCGGAUCCGAGUGUGGGUCCGCUUCAUGCAAGUGCUGCACGGCGGUUGGGCUCGAGGGCCGGACAUCCUCAUGACCUUAGGGAUGCUUUACAGCUGUCUUCGAGAGGUACACACACGACAUGGUGUUUUUUAAAGUUGACUUGACAGCUUCUAUUGCUUUUGGAUAUUAUUUGUGCUGCAUGAUUUGACGGUUAAUGUACUAUGUACGUGGUGCCUUUUCUUUCGAUGGAGAGAGCCUAAGCAUGUUACUGAUCCUUUUAACACCCAAACGUAGGCAUUUGCACUCCUGCGUAUUGUUUUGUAUUGGGGGCCACCCUGCUUAGGUGGGACCUGUGGAUGGGGUUUAGUGUGGUGAAUAAAUCAAUGCAACGGAGGUUUGGUUUUGUGUAUCUAAACGAAUUCAUAGAGUUGUAAUGAAUGUGGAUUUGGUGUGCACUUGCCCUUAUCCUUGCGUUUAGCUCUCCGUUUUAUCUGUCCCACCAUAUACCAGUGUAGUAAUAACGCCGCGGAACUUUCUUCUUGACGAUAUAUGAUAUGAUGUGAGUUGUAUAAUACACCUGAAAAGGAUUCAAACCCACAUCUAACACUGUAUCUGACACUGUUUCAUCCCUCCAUAACUAUUUUCCUCAGCUUUCCUUUGUAGAUAAAAUGUCAAAGGUUGCGCCGUCACCUUCUAUAGCUCGUUACUCGGAAUGUGUUGAGCCCUUGCCCCGGGGCGCGGAGUGUUCAGAGCGUGUCGAGAAUUCACAAAGCCAACUGUUUGCGCGUAAUGAAAGUUACAAGUCCCCAAACGAACUUUUGUUAGAGCAGAAUACGCUUCCGAGAGGUUUAAUAAUUUUUAUGACAGUUCUAUUAUCCUUCGAUCUUGUACUAUCUGUUGCCCUGAUUGUGAUAUGUUCUGCAGAUCUCAUUGAACAUCACAACGACAUGAAAAAUGCUCCUGAUAAUUCCGAAGGAUUUAAGUUCAACUUUUAUUUAUUCAUCUCUUCCCUAAUUGAAUUGUGUGUGUCGGUUAUUCUGGUUUCAGUUUUAGUUUACGUUACAAUGCUGCGAUCCCAUCUUCUCGUGGGAAGAGGAGAUCAUCAAAAGCUAACAUGUUGUCUGUGGAUUGUUUGCUUUUAUCUUUGCUUAUCUUCCCUGUACACGAUCUUCAUAUUAUAUGCUAAUAACAAUGUGGUUCAUGUAAAAUACUUUUGGAUUCGUAAUAUAUUUUCAUUCACACGAAGCAUCUUGCUGUGUAUUUACUUUUUAAUUUUGUUGAUGCUGGUAUGUAUGCCAUAAUGGAUACCCGAUGAAUGAAAGAAGUCCGAAAGUAUCCGUAUAUAUUUGACAAGUAUUUUUCUCUAAUAAUAUGUGGAUAUUUUAUAUCGGCAGUGCUAUUCUUCUUCAGCUUUGUUCACGUGAUCCUUGGGGGUAAAUGCCUUCCAGAUGUGUGCAAAGCAGGCGGUUCUUUUCCGUCACGGGGUGUCUAUGGGCUGACAUAAUGGUGCACCACGUGCCCCGAUCUGAGGAGUUUGCAGUGCUUUUCCGAAAUUCUGUCGGAUGAGUAAUGUUCACAUUCGUAAAUUCAUUUGUUGCAGCGGGUAAAGGGUGUAGCUAUUUUUUAUAAUGUCAGAGUACCAGAUUUCCUUUGCUAUAGUUAUAGUCAUGUAAAUUUUGGUGAUACAGAUAUAAGUUACUGGCUAAUACAGAUAAGACAUGCACUGUGGCAUAAUACAUAUGUUCUGUAGUAAAUGAUAAAAGUCAAACUACGAACAACGAAGGCGUGUACGAAAGAAUGUGAGAUGUGUUGCACCCACGUGGAUAUCAAAGCGACUGUGGUCUUCAUGUGAGCGCUGACAAUUUCAUUUUGACUUUUCCCUCUUUCAUUUUCCUAAAUUUAUAUGCAGUGUGAUGCUGGAUAUAUAUAUAUAUAUAUAUAUAUAUAUAUAUAUAUGUCUAUGUGUGUGUGUUUAGGGCGCACCCAAAUCCGGCGAAGACGGGACCGCAUCCGUCAAUGUCUCCCUCCUCUGUGGGGUUGACCGGAAAGGCACCCGCGCAGGAAGCGAUCUGCCGUUUCCUGCGUGGCUUGAGCGCCGCCUAUAUAUUCCUUCACUGAUCGAGGUGAGUCUCAGGUAUGUUAGCUUACUUCCAAUAUUAGGUCACGAGGUAUGACUUAUCGUCACAUGAAGUCCUUCCGCAUGUGACAUUAUUAUCUUUAUCAAUUUCGUUUGUCCUGCUUUGCAUUUUCUAGUACUUCAAGCCACUCGUGAGCUCAUUAGGGUCGAUUUACUAGCGAGGAAAUUAGCUUUUGCAGGUAGUCAUUCAGGUUAAUUUGAGAAGCUUAUCUGGUAACUUUUUAGGUAAGUUUACAUUUGACAUU